CCACGGUAUCAUACAAUUUCUUGAAGGACAUAUUAGAGGACGAAAUUCGUGAGACUAGUCACGGUGUUAGUGGGUGUUUAUUCCGAGCGAUUCAAACUUCUGGAAGAGAUCAGUUUUUAACGUAGAAAUACGUCAAUCUCGUAAAAUGGAACCGAAAGGAAAAUUAACAGAGGAAAGCGCGUGGAAGGAAUUGGAAGAGUAUUUCAAUAACACUGGAUCUAAGAUCAAUAUUGCUGAUUUGUUUCAACAGCAACCGGGGAGGUUCGAAAAAUUUAGUUUGAGCAUUAGUACUCCCGAUGAUGGACCCAUUCUUCUAGAUUACUCCAAGAACCGACUGGAUGAUAAAGCCUUCGGUUUACUCAUGAAUCUAGCUCGGGCUAGACAAAUAGAAAAAGCACGUGAGGCAAUGUUUGCUGGUGAGAAAAUCAAUUUCACUGAAAAUCGUGCUGUGCUCCACACUGCCUUGAGAAAUAGACAAAAUACGCCGAUUCAUGUUGAUGGUAAAGAUGUCAUGCCGGAUAUUAAUGCUGUGCUGCAGCACAUGAAACAGUUUACCAAUCAGGUGAUCAAUAAAGAAUGGAAAGGUUUUACUGGCAAACCGAUCGAAGACGUCGUCAACAUCGGCAUUGGGGGAUCUGACCUGGGACCUUUAAUGGUCACGGAAGCAUUGAAGCCCUAUCACAUUGGACCAAGGGUUCACUUCGUCAGUAAUAUUGAUGGUACCCACAUCGCGGAAACUCUAAAAAAAUUGAACCCGGAGACUGCGUUAUUUAUUAUUGCUUCAAAGACGUUUACUACACAGGAAACUAUUACAAAUGCAACAUCGGCUAAACUUUGGCUUCUUGAACAUUUGAAGGAUAAUGCUGCAGUAGCAUCCCAUUUCGUCGCCCUCUCGACAAACAAUAAAAUGGUUACAGAAUUCGGAAUCGACGAGAAAAAUAUGUUUGGCUUUUGGGAUUGGGUGGGAGGACGUUAUUCUCUGUGGUCAGCAAUUGGUCUGUCGAUCUGCUUAUCUAUUGGAUUUGAUAAUUUCGAAAAACUGCUGAGCGGUGCAUUUUUCAUGGAUCAACAUUUCCGUACUGCCCCUCUGGAGAAAAAUGCUCCAGUGAUCCUGGCUCUGCUGGGGGUUUGGUAUUCCAACUUCUUCAAAGCCGAAACUCAUGCAUUGCUCCCUUAUGAUCAGUAUCUCCACCGAUUUGCCGCUUAUUUUCAACAAGGUGAUAUGGAGAGUAAUGGAAAGUACGUGACGCGGUCGGGAUCAAAAGUGAAUUACACUACGGGUCCGAUUGUUUGGGGCGAACCUGGCACUAACGGACAACAUGCAUUUUAUCAAUUGAUACAUCAGGGAACCAGGCUGGUACCUGCUGACUUCAUCGCCCCCGUGUUGUCUCAUAAUAAGGUACAAGGCGACUUGCAUCAUAAGAUAUUACUGGCAAACUUCCUCGCUCAGACUGAAGCACUAAUGAAGGGCAAAAGUUGCGACCAAGCUAAAGAAGAGCUUCAAAAAUCGGGACUAAGUGACGAAAAAGUGAAGCUCCUUCUGCCGCAUAAAGUUUUUGAAGGAAACCGCCCAACCAACAGCAUUCUCGUUAAGAAAGUUUCACCGUUCACAUUGGGGGCUUUAAUUGCGAUGUACGAACAUAAAAUCUUCACUCAGGGAAUUCUCUGGGAUAUCAAUUCCUUCGAUCAAUGGGGUGUGGAAUUGGGCAAGCAGUUGGCAAAGGCAAUUGAACCGGAACUAAACAACGCUGAUAAAAUCACUAGUCACGAUUCGUCAACAAAUGGCUUAAUUAAUUUCAUAAAAUCCAACAGCAAUUAAAUCUUCGGCUUUCUACGAUCAUUAUUUUAUGCUAUUGUUACUCCCCUAUCCCUUUUCAAUGUACGUUUAAAGAAGUAUGUGAAAUGUUCCGAUUGGCCUGACUAUAUUUUCAAAGCCGCCGUGUUGCGCCGUGUUUACUGAGAGUACUGAGUAUUUAUACGAAAUUUCACCUUCGAUUGAUGUUUACCGAUGUAAGCUACUCUCAAAUGCAUUCAAACUGGCCUGAAUCUUUUCCUCGUACCAGACGAGUGGAAAUGAAUUAUUCAUGUUUCAUUUACGCAUAAGUUUUUCCGUCUUUGUAUUUUACAUAUAUCUCCCCUAUAGUCGAUAGCAAUUUAAAUGUUGUGACUCAGUAAUUUAUACAAAAACUGAGAAAAAUUACUCGGAAAUGAUUGUUGUAAUAGUACUUAUUUUAUUCUAUUGAGAAUGUGCAGUUUAUAGAAUAAUUCACCAAAUACCCAAUAGGCAUUGUAAUAAUAUAUUUUCCAUUAAAGCAUAAUAAAAGUUGUUUUCAACAGUG
This is a messenger RNA of Fopius arisanus, 2339 nucleotides long. RefSeq names its product glucose-6-phosphate isomerase (gene Pgi). Lineage: Eukaryota; Metazoa; Arthropoda; Insecta; Hymenoptera; Braconidae. Gene Ontology annotation, molecular function: glucose-6-phosphate isomerase activity; carbohydrate derivative binding; monosaccharide binding. The transcript has 7 exons. Gene Ontology annotation, cellular component: cytosol. The record is from RefSeq and is a predicted model, not a curated record. The coding region runs from base 146 to 1819 and encodes 557 amino acids. Gene Ontology annotation, biological process: glucose 6-phosphate metabolic process; gluconeogenesis; glycolytic process.